AUGUUGGAACCUGCAGAAUCUUCUGCCGGAAGCGAUCCAUUGCUGUUUCGCUGUGAAGAUGUAGUUUCCAACACCGGUUUCAUCGUAGGCGCUAGCACUUUCUAUACUGGUGGUCUUGACACUUCUGCUGUCACAGGCAGCUAUUCCUCCUGCAUCCGCACCAACCCUGCUUCAUUAUCCUAUGAUGAUUCCUCUACACUUCAUGUAACGAAUUCUGGCUUGGAUCGUAAUGAAGUUCAGACCCGUUCGCCAUCAGUUUUCUCUGUCGCGGUACCUCAUCCACUGAAUCUUGAUCCAUCAACACCGACAAUUUCACCAAUGUGUCUAGAAUCUGUUGGUUCCUGCACAUCUUCUGUUAAAGUUUCGCCUGAACCAAGUGGGACUUGGUCUGGCUCAAGCCAAAUGAGACUUGGAUCUGCUGCACCAAUUUGUACAGGUCGUCAGCUCAUUUCGAAAAUGCAUGUGUCUCCGGAACUUGAGCCAAGCACUCGAACACCUAAUUGGCCGACUGGUAGUGGAGCGGUGGGGCGUUUGCGAGACUCCAUCUUGACCUGCGAAUCGGGAUCAGGAUGUCUUGCUGAAUGGACUGGCAGUGAAGGUAUUGAAGACAGUCAAGUAUGGUUAAGUCGAGGCGUUGAUGUUAAAAGAGAUAGGAUAGAGACUGAAGAGAAGGAGAAAGGAAAGUGGAAGGGGGGUGGAAGGACGGUUCGAGCCCGUAUUGGCUUUGGCGGGAAGCAUCGCUCAAUAUCAACCUUCCUUCCUGCUUCCCAACCUUACCUUGCUGCUAACUUCUUCCUAUUCUUCACAACCCUCAGUCCGGUGCUUUCUCCUCUGUCAUUCAGGCCCCUCUCGUCUGUCGCUCACGUAAAUAUUCUCGCCUCGCCGGCCAGCCCCAUAACACCGGUGCAAACUCGCGCACAUGUAUUGUUACCUCUCCUUGCCGCCUCUAAAGUCUCCUCAGGCUCACGACCACGCCUCCAUCCGGCUUCAGCUUUAGGCGCGCUUUUGCGUCCUGAGCAGCUUUUGUUCUCUGGACCUCCACCUCCGGCGCACGAGCAAUUUCCAGGCCUCUUGCUCUCUCCACAAAUACCAGUUAAUCCUAUCCCGUCUGGACUUGCUUUAAAUAGUUCGCCUUUCAAUAAUGGCUCUUAUCCUUCUGUGCCUCAACGAUGCGUUUUGCCUUCCGAGUUGGCGACUACGAGUAGCUUCCCAUCACUUGAGACCGUGGUUGACCAACAACCGAUUUAUUCUGUAUCUUUACGAAGCCGAUCUGGAACCGCCUUAGCCCAUCAAUCUCAUCGUCAUCAUAUUGGUUCAUCGCUAUUGUCGGUUGGUACUGCAGAUGUGCCUUUCGGCCCAGAGCCGAUAGGUCAUGUCAUCGAGUCUGCUCUCUGGUCUGCCUUUCAGUUGGCCGGGCUUUUGGGCCUCCUAUUAACAGGUCAGGUAAAGGAUUCAGAUAUGAGCAUCUCAGAAGUUGCGGAAAUUGACACAAUUUUGAUACCUGUUGAAGAAGAAUUGAGGGAUACCAGGACUGCAGAACAGCAUCAAAUGAAAGAUAUGACAACAGAUCAAGAUCGAGUCGGAAUCCGAGCUGAUAUAACAACUUUUUCACCAAGGCUUCCUAGCCCUUUGACAUGGUCUUCACCUUGCUCUUUACCAUCGAAGCCAGUUUCAGUUUCUAAUUCCAGUUGCGCUUCAUCUUUCUACAAGCCCGUUCAUUAUGCUGAUUCAGGCAAAAAGACGCCUGUUUUAGCUACCAGUUCCCAUAGCUAUGAUACUGGAGGUGGCGGAAAAUCGGGCCAACUGAAGGAGAUGUGCACAGGAGCCACUCCCGUUGAGAGUGGCCUGCUAUGCACCAGUCCUGUUGGAGCUCCUGUAAUAGCCAGCUUUGGCGAAAGUUGGAUCAUGGCGCUGGAUAGCUGCAAGUUGGACCAAGACCAGGAUGUUGCAGAUCACUGUCUUCCAUCUUUUGGAACUUUUACGGGAAGUAGCCGUCGACAGAAUUAUUCUCACCAUCUAAAGCGUUAUCAGCAUCAGCAUCACGAUCAAAAUAAUCUCAAACUAGAUUAUAAUACGAAUUUGUCCAGAGCCGAAUUAAAUUCUUCUCUCAGACUUUGCCCAACGGCUGGUACGGGUACUCACGAAUUUAGCUCAACUCCCUCUAAUGCUUUAUCCAAAGAUUUAUCUUCAUUAUCUACCUCACCGUCCCCGUCGACAACUGGUGCUUACUUCUUUGCCUCUUUUGGCCGUGCAUUUGCUGGCAGAAACCGCCCAAGUGUUGUUCAUUUUUUUCGUGGGCAUCAACAUCAGCAACAACAACAGCUUCAACUUUCAAAAUCUCAAAUAAAAUCACUACCAGAUCGGGCUCUAUUUUCUAAGCGAAACACGAUGGCUAUCGAUAGUACCAAAUCCAUAGCCAACACUUACUCACCUUGUUCGAUCGAACAGAUGCGAAUACCUUAA
Protopolystoma xenopodis is the source of this 2463-nucleotide messenger RNA. The record is from the annotation of a GenBank genome assembly. NCBI's taxonomy places the organism in Eukaryota, Metazoa, Platyhelminthes, Monogenea, Polystomatidea, Polystomatidae.